Messenger RNA from Dermatophagoides pteronyssinus (European house dust mite), 826 nucleotides. It is a transcript of the gene eIF1A, whose product is annotated as eukaryotic translation initiation factor 1A. Gene Ontology annotation, biological process: translational initiation. Gene Ontology annotation, molecular function: RNA binding; translation initiation factor activity. NCBI's taxonomy places the organism in Eukaryota, Metazoa, Arthropoda, Arachnida, Sarcoptiformes, Pyroglyphidae. The record is from RefSeq and is a predicted model, not a curated record.
AUUGAAUCACCGGCAAACAAACAAAAAUUUGCAAGUUUUUCAUCAUUAAUAUUUUUGUAUAUCAUCAAAUUGAUUGAUAAAUAAAGAAAUAAAAAGUCAAUAAAUAAACAAAGAUUUAUUAGCAUCCCAAAAUGCCAAAAAACAAGGGUAAGGGAGGCAAAAAUCGGCGUCGUGGUAAGAAUGAAAAUGAAGAUGAAAAACGUGAAUUAGUAUUUAAAGAAGAUGGACAAGAAUAUGCACAAGUAAUGCGUAUGUUGGGUAAUGGUCGUUUAGAAGCAUAUUGUUUUGAUGGUGUUAAACGUUUAUGUCACAUUCGUGGUAAACUUCGUAAAAAAGUUUGGAUUAAUCAAGGUGAUAUUAUCUUGAUUGGUUUACGUGAUUAUCAGGAUACAAAAGCCGAUGUUAUUCUUAAAUAUAAUCCGGAUGAAGCAAGAAAUCUUAAAACAUAUGGUGAAUUACCUGAAAAUGCUCGUAUCAAUGAAGUAUCAUUACGUGAAUUUGGUGAAGAUGAUGAAGAAGAGGAUAUAAUUGAAUUCGGUGAUGAUGUCGAAUCGGUCGGUUCGGAUAAUGAUUUACCAUAAAUCAUUUGUUUCAAUGAAAAUUAUAUAAUAUAAAUUAUGGUUGUCAUGUAAUGAUUUUUUUCCAUCAAAAUUUUUUUUUCUCUUAUCGUGCAACCAACAACAAUUCAUCACACACACACACAAGCAUUAAGUUCUAUCGUUUCUUGCAUUCUUUCUAGGUAUUGUUUUCUUCUUUUUUUUAAUUCAAAUUUUUUUUUCUCUCUGUUCAAUUUACACAAUUCCAAAUAGCUUAUAUUUUACACACA